Mizuhopecten yessoensis (Yesso scallop) is the source of this 10532-nucleotide messenger RNA. RefSeq names its product E3 ubiquitin-protein ligase TRIP12-like. Bases 157 to 6609 code for a protein of 2150 amino acids. The record is from RefSeq and is a predicted model, not a curated record. Gene Ontology annotation, cellular component: nuclear speck. Gene Ontology annotation, molecular function: zinc ion binding; ubiquitin protein ligase activity. Lineage: Eukaryota; Metazoa; Mollusca; Bivalvia; Pectinida; Pectinidae. Gene Ontology annotation, biological process: regulation of double-strand break repair; proteasome-mediated ubiquitin-dependent protein catabolic process; protein polyubiquitination. The transcript has 43 exons.
CAUUGAUCAUCUGUACAGACACAGUAGAAGGGAAAAGUGGCUGCAGAAGACAGCAAUUUAUUUUAUUUUGCAAUGUUGUAGGGUUUAGUAGACUGUAAUAUCUGGAUGUAAGAGGGUAUAUUCUAUCUGGCAUGAGCCAGAGACAGGAGCUCGCCUAUGGCAGACCAACCUGAGUUUCAGCCUGGGGGGUCGCAUAGACGCAAUCAACGACACACGUCAGGGACAGACAACAAACCUCCUGAUAGUUCAAAGGUCAAAGACCAAGCACAAUUGCCGCAGUCUGCAACUGAAAAGAAAAACAACAGAAAAAGAAGUGCCUCGUGUUCAAAGGACACAGGUCAGCAGUGUACUAAUAGCAAAGUUAUAGCACCUAACAACAAGGUCACUGUGCCUAGCAACAAGGUCACUGUGCCUAGCAACAAGAUCACUACUCUGAGCAACAAGGUCUCUACUCCCAGCCACAAGGUCACAGUCCCAAGCAAAGAUUUGUUUGAUUGGAACACUAGUGCUUCAUCACAUAAGCCAAGUUCAUCAAAGAAAAAGAAAAAAACUGCUAAAAAGGAAAAGAGAAAGACAGCAUCAGUUCCGGAAGUGAAAGGCAUUGCUACUUCCCAGGUAGAGGAAAAAGGGAAAAAAUCGUUGUCUAAAACUAUUGCUGGAAUUGUUGGUAAAGGGGUAAAGCUUGUUAAUUUAUCUCAUUCUUCUGAAGCUAUAAAGAAACUUCAGAGGACUGAAACCACAGUAACUAGCAAUACCAGCAUAUCAAACAUUGUCAAGGAACCUGAUCUUCCAGAUCCUGAUUUAGAGACAUAUACAAUAUCUAAGAAUCUCCGGUCAAAUUCAAACGCGUCUAUAAUCCAGGGAAUUCCCUACUACACAACUUUCAACAAGUGGAGUAGUAGUAAAAAAGAGUGUGUCAAAUCAUCCACAAGGAGUUCAAUUUCGUCACUACAUACAGACAAUAGUGUGGUGAAUAUAGAUAUCCUAGGAAAGUCCUUCUCGUCCGAAAGUGACAAACAGGCAGACAGGAGCAUUUCCCAGGUUCAAUCAAGCUCCCAUAGUGUGAGCUUGCAACCUUCCAUACCAAAAAAAGCAAAAAUAGAAGAACUGAACACACGCAGAGGGAAAGGCAGUACAAGUCGAGAACGUAAAGACAGUGCCCUGCAAUCCCCACCUACUGUCGACAACCAGUCGCCGGGGCUUGACGGCUUACGGCGGACCAGACGCACUAGGAAAACGGGAUCUUGUGCCAGUAGCAGUGGUCGACGUUCCUCAUCAUUGUCCAAACGCCAAGGAGGCUCAACAUCACGCCCAGGACCACCGGUUGGCACUGACAGUGGUACUAGCCACACUAGAGGGACGUCCAAACCACAUUCCAGCACGAUGUCCGACCCAACAGACCACAGUGGAAGUGGUGCCAGACCACGUAACACUGAGGAGGGGGCACAGCCACCUGCAGCGGCUUCCAGUUCUGGCGGCGCCACAGCAGUUACUUCUGAGAGUGAGAGUGAGGAAGCUGAUAUGGGCAGACUUCAAGCGCUUCUUGAGGCCCGCGGCCUUCCCUCCCAGCUGUUUGGGGCACUUGGUCCCAGAAUGCACCAGCUCUUGCACAGGACAAUGGGAGGAGGCAACAUCAGCAAAGCUCAGCAGUUAAUACAAGGCCUGCAGUCUACAGGAAACGAGGACCAGCAGCUCACCUCUGCCAUUGAGAUGUGCCAGUUACUGGUGAUGGGAAAUGAGGACACUCUAGCAGGAUUCCCAGUGAAACAGGCUGUACCAGCCCUGAUCACACUCCUACAAAUGGAGCAUAACUUCGACAUGAUGAACCAUGCCUGUCGCGCUCUAACCUAUAUGAUGGAAGCUCUACCCCGAUCUUCCGCAGUCGUUGUUGAUGCAGUGCCAGUCUUCCUCGAAAAGUUACGAGCUAUCCAGUGUAUGGAUGUAGCAGAACAGUCUCUGACGGCUCUCGAAAUGUUGUCACGGCGACACAGCAAGGCUAUCCUGCAGGCUGGAGGAAUAUCGGCAUGUCUGACAUUCCUCGAUUUCUUCAGUAUGUCAGCACAGAGGAGUGCUUUGGGUAUCACAGCUAACUGUGUACAGAACUUAAGUCCUGAAGAGUUUCACCUUAUCCGGGAAUCCUUCCCUCUGCUCAGUGCACGUCUAACACAUCAGGAUAAGAAGUCGGUUGAAAGCUGUUGCUUGUGUUUCUCCCGCUUGGUGGACAACUUUCAAGGUGACCAGAGGAUCCUGAAGGAGAUAGCUGUACAUGGACUUCUCACUAACAUACAACAACUGUUGGUGGUCAGCCCGCCAGUGGUCAGUACCGGGACGUUUGUUAUGGUAGUACGUAUGCUGUCCGUGAUGUGUGCCAGCUGUCCUGACCUGGCUGUCCUCCUUCUCAAACAAAAAAUCGCAGACACCCUAUGUUAUCUCCUAGUGGGAACAUCUGAACAAGCCAGUCCAAGUAUAGAGCUUGUUUCCAGAACCCCACAGGAGUUGUAUGAAAUAGUCUGUCUCAUUGGUGAGCUUAUGCCCAAGCUACCAACAGACGGGAUAUUCUCAAUUGACACAAUGCUGCGUAAGGGUUCCACAGGCCAGCUGGAGGCGAUCACUUGGCAGUGGCGGGAUGACCGCGGUAUCUGGCACCCUUACACACCCAUCGAUAGCAAGAUUGUAGAGGCUGCCCACCUGGCCAGUGAGGAUGAGGUAAGCCUGUCCACUAUGGGACGAGCCUACACGUUGGACUUCAAUUCUAUGCAACAGAUAAAUGAGGAUACCGGCACAGCGCGGCCAGUUCAGAGGAAGGUCAAUCCUUUUGUACCUGGUGCACCACAGGCGUCUGCCACCUCUCUGACCUCUUCCUCAUCGUCCUCUGUAUCCUCUGUGUCCUCCCUGUCGUCGGACCCUAACAUUGAGCGGUGCGACUCCAGAGCAGAGAUAAUGAAAGAAGACAUGUCCCUGGCCUCAGCCUUUAUCCAGACACUGUUUGCUGUUCUGUAUGAGGUAUACAGUUCCUCAGCUGGUCCUACAGUGAGACACAAGUGUCUGCAGACAUUGCUGAGGAUGAUCUUCUAUGCUGAUGCUGACUUACUGAAAGAAAUCCUCAAAACUCAACCUGUCUCUAGCCAUAUAGCGGCCAUGAUGGCCUCCCAGGAUCUGAAGGUGGUGGUAGGGGCCAUUCAGAUGGCCGACAUCCUAAUGCAGAAAUUGGCUGACAUCUUCAGUGUAUUUUUUAGAAGAGAAGGUGUGAUGCAUCAGAUUAAGAAGUUGGCCGAGUCUGACCCCACGGCUGUGUCGCCAGUGAAGCCUCCCUGCCCCCCAGAGGACCAACACCCAGUGGCAGGGUCAGUCUCCAGCUCACUCAGUAGUUUGAGCAGCUCCAGCACAAUGGGAUCGGGUAGCAGUAUUUCUCACAGUUCUGAGUCCCUAGGGGGUCGGGAUGCCAGUAUGGGGUCCCGAGAACUGGGAGGGGCCUCUAUCCCCACCCUCGGGGAAGACCAGCACAGUAGUCCAACACAAAUGCGACUUAGUGAUGUGCUGAAAAGAAAGAAACCCCCUAAGCGGUCCCUUGGACGCAAGGGACGCAACUCUGCUGAGGAACUUCCGACAGAUCUGGCUACCAAGACCACCACCCCUACAUCAAGUCGGGGCUCUAGUAGGACGAAAGCUGCCAGUAAUUUCAUUUUCAAAAGUAAAGAAGGAAAGUCCAGUGGGGCAAGUUCCAAGAUGUCCUUCCUGCCGAGCCUGAAUCCUCGCAGCUGGGGCAAGAGUUCCAACAGCUCGGACCGACCUGCACUUCCCAAGGGUGGCCUAGCAAAGGCAGGACAGCCAAGAGUAUUGGCUAAUCUUGCAAGAAAUGAUUUGAGUGUCCAGAAACAGAUGAGCAUUUCUAGUUCCGGUAACAAAGAAAAGGUGAAGACCUGGAUCAAGGAACAAGCAAUUCGGUUCCUUGAUCAGUACUUCAACUCCGAAAGCCAGGGAAGCAGCCACCCAGCACUUAAUGUCUUAAACCGAUUGUGUUCUGCAACAGAAAACCUGUCCGCUGAGGAGGAUUCAGGUAUCGACUGCUUGAAGGCUAUAGCUCAGAUCAUGAAGGAGAAUGACGUAUCUCCAUUUGAAAUCAUCCACAGUGGACUUGUACAAAAGUUCCUUCAGUAUCUCACCUCCACCACAGGAGAGGUCCCUCGGGAUGUUAGGAUCAGACGCUUCCUGCAUGUCUUCCUCAACUGUCCAGCACCUGAUGUGCUGUAUGUGAAGGAGACUAGCUUUAACCUAGAAACCAUUCCCUCAUUGUGUGCUCUAGUCAGCAAGUUGAUAGGAUGUCUUCAUCAACUUGAACAGUUUCAGGUCAAAGUUCAUGAUCUGCCAGGGGGAAGUACAUCUAGUGGCCGAGGGUCAAAUGCCCUUCGCUUCUUCAACACACACCAACUAAAGUGUAAUCUACAGCGCCAUCCCUCCUGUACGUCUCUAAGACAGUGGAAGGGUGGGCCGGUGAAGAUUGAUCCACUUGCCCUAGUCCAGGCCAUCGAGAGAUAUUUAGUCAUUCGUGGCUAUGGCAGGUUAAAACCGGAUGGAGAAGAUGAUGUCAGUGAUGAUGACAACUCAGAUGAUGAUGUUGAUGAUACAAUGGCAGCCGUGUUCAUCAGCCAGGGUACAGCUCGACACAAGCUGGAGUUUCUGAUUGGAGAGCGAGCCCUACCUUAUAACAUGACAGUGUACCAGGCCAUCAAGAACUACAGUAACCCCGGGGAGAAGGACAGCAGUGAGACAGACACUGACACAGAAAACCCUGUUGGCCAUGCCAGCAUCUGGGUGCAGACACACACCAUCUGGUAUCGCCAGGCAACAGAGCAAGAGGAAGGGAUGGCAACCAGUCCAAAGAAAACCCGGCCUGAAAUCAAGGGUCCAAAGACCUCUAACAGAAAGAAGGUGGAUGAGCUGUGGACAGAAGGCCACUGUCCAAUGAUGGUUCCUGCGUUGAAUGCCUACCUCACAGACAAGCUGCCCGCGUUUGUAACGGUCACAGAUGCAUCGGUAGACGUCAUUGCCCUGUUGCGUAUUCUCCAUGCGUUUAACCGAUACUGGUCCACCAUGUAUGAGGUGAUGUUCUCCACUAAGCCUAUCCUGCCCUUCACCGAUUUUCUUAGCUCUAAGCUCACAGCCAAAGCCAACCGCCAGCUGCAGGACCCUCUUGUUAUCAUGACGGGAAAUCUACCAUGCUGGCUCGCAGAAAUAGCUGCUGCAGCGCCGUUCCUGUUCCCGUUUGAGACAAGACAGCUGUUGUUCUAUGCCACGACGUUUGACCGUGAUCGAGCACUGAUGCGUCUGCAAGACAAUUCUGGAGAUACCAGUACAAAUGACAGCAGUGAACGUGUGGCACCUAGACUUGACCGUAGACGGCGGCUGGUUACUAGAACAGAUCUUCUGAAGCAAGCUGACAAGGUGAUGGAGGACCUUGGGAACUCCAGAGCUCUGCUGGAGAUACAGUAUGAAAACGAGGUGGGUACUGGUUUGGGUCCGACCCUGGAGUUUUAUGCUCUCGUGUCCAAAGAGCUACAGAAGGGAGAAUACGAGAUGUGGCGUGGUGAGGUGGUCAAGGAUGUGGACAGCGAAGGACAAGAAACGGGUGAGGAAUACUACCACGCUGACUGUGGACUUUUCACUCUUCCUCUCGCUCGAAAUGCAAAGGCUGCAGUGGUCACCAAGUUAAAAAAUAAGUUCAAGCUUCUCGGCAAGUUCAUGGCCAAAGCCAUGAUGGACUCUAGAAUGCUUGACAUUCCGCUGAGCCUGGUUUUUUACAAAUGGAUGCUGGGACAGGAGCACAGCCUCACUUCAAGUGACCUCCAGUUUGUGGAUCCUGUGGUUGCCAAGUCUUUCCGACAACUUGAAGAUGUUGUUCGUCAAAAACAACGUAUCCUAGCUGACAAAUCUCAUACGAAGGAGAGUCGACAGCUUGCCCUUGACAAUGUGACGAUGGAAGGCUGCAGUAUAGAGGAUCUCGCCCUUGAUCUCACACUUCCAGGGGCCGCUAACAUCGAGUUGAAGAAGGGUGGCAAGGACAUUCCUGUUACCCUGGAUAAUCUGGAGGAAUAUUUACAGUUGGUGGUACAUUGGAGUCUGGUAGAGAGUGUGUCCAGGCAGUUUGAAGCCUUCAGAGAGGGAUUCGAGUCCAUCUUCCCACUAAGUACACUGCAGAGCUUCUAUCCUGAGGAGCUGGAACAGCUGUUCUGUGGGAACGCCACAGACACAUGGGAUGUGAAGAUGCUGAUGGAAAGCUGCCGUUCUGACCACGGAUACACCCAUGAUAGUCGUGCUGUCAAGUUCCUGUUUGAGCUGCUCAGCUCAUAUGAUGGGGUAGAACAGAGGAAGUUCCUCCAGUUUGUGACAGGAUCUCCUCGUCUUCCUGUUGGAGGAUUCAGGAGUUUAAAUCCACCUCUCACUGUAGUUAGAAAGACAUUUGAAGCUUCAGAAAAUGCAGACAAUUUCUUGCCCUCUGUGAUGACGUGUGUGAACUAUUUAAAAUUACCAGACUAUUCCUCUGUAGAGGUCAUGCGCGAGAAACUCUAUCUGGCCACAAAGGAGGGUCAGUUGUCCUUCCAUCUGUCCUAACACUGUCCUUCAUUAAGUAUGGUAUAAGGAAAAUAGACUACAGAAGGCAAUUUAUUGGGAUAUAUGUUGUCCUAACAGUCCUGCUUAAGGCAGGAUUACGCUUUAUAUUGGUUCCGACACAGUCUCGCAGGAGAUGGGAUAUUAAGAUAAUUAAUGGCCCUAACAAAGUCCUACCGGAUACAUGAUGUAUUUGUUAGUCCUAAUAAUAUUAAAGGAGGCGGGAUAUCUGGAGAAGCAUCAGCUCUGACAACUCUUCUUCUGGAUACAGGAUUGGUCCUAACAGUCCUACAUGAGGCAAGAUCUUCAGUAGAUAUAGGACCUAAGACACCUACAAGAGAUGAGAUGUAUUUUUGGUCCUAACAAUCUUACAAGAUGAAGGAUAUUUUGAUAAAUAUCUGCGCAUUAACACUGUCCUACCUACAUCCUAGAGAAUGUACCUAAGUCCUGACAGUUCUUCAAGUGGGAGGAUCUUAAGAUAAAUAUUGAUCUGAACAGAACUACAGGACACCAGACACAGGACACAUAUAUCAGCUCCAACAUUGUCCCCAGGAGACAGGAAAUAGGGGAAAAUACUGAUCCUAACAACCCGACAGACGGGAUGUUUAAGCUGAAAUAUUGUUUCAGUCUUGCAAAGAACACCGUAUUUAGAUAAAUGUUGAAUUUAACACUCCAACCCAAUACUUGAUAGUUAGAUAAAGUCCUAUACAAGGUAUUCAGAUAAAUGCUGGUUCCAACAGACCUGGUGGCAGAACAAGGGAUGCAUUUGUUCCGAUCUCUGGUAUGUAAUGGAAGAAUUUAAUUAAUAUUUCCAGACAUCUGUUGCCAAGUUUCCAAGGAAGGAUAUUAAGGAUGCAGAUUCCAUUGAUGUGCUGUGGAAUCUUUAUAAUUUAAGGGCAGAUGAAUGUUGCCGCUAAAAGGAUCUCUAAUUCAAGAGCAGAUUACUCAAAUGCUGUCAGUAGGAUGAUCUUUUUCAAGGGCAGAUAACUCUCCUGAAGCCAUCCCAUAAACAGGUUGCAAGAAAGAAUCAAGCAGGCCUGCUUUUUGCGAUUGUGAUUUGAAAGGAAGGAUUGAAGCCUGUGGGUUUUUUUGUUGAUUUUUUUUUUACAAUUGUGAUUUGCGAAAAAAAUGUGGGCUUGGAUCAAGCCCACUUUUUUUUUAUAAUGAUUUACAAGAAGGAAAUGCGUGACAAUGCUGUGUAGGACAUCAAUUUUUCUAAGGCUGAAAAAACUACUAUUUUUGGCCAUGAUGAUGUACUGGUAUGUAAAAUAACAGUUGAUAACACUAUGCUUCAUUUUAGUGUAAUUUAAGAGGUGUAUGACCUUGACAUUCAGGGUCUACGAUGUUGACUUUAUAUCAAAGAUCUGGAGAUUGAUGUGUGUGAUGAAUCUUAAAUUUCAAUGCAAAACACAAUGAACAAUAAAUAAUGAACUCCCCACCCUAAUACACAGAGCGGUCCACUGUCAUACCCACCCUCAAGCUGACAGAACUUGGCUUUAUGAGUUUGAGUGAAUAGUGCAUUUCUUUAAUUAUCAUUUUGUGCGUCAUAUGUAGAAGUUGUAUUGUGGCAUUUAUAAUUAUGUAUGAACUUAUGUUAUGGACAUAAAGGUGGAAGAGAGUCCCAUCACUUUUUUUUACUAUAUUUAUAUUAUUUCCUUCUUAUUCAUGCAAAAGAAAAUGAGAGUUUUACGGUGCAGGCCUUUUCAGGAAGCUAGAAAACAUUUUUCUCCCAAAGCCAUUGGGUAAACCUACUUAGUUUAUAGCUAUUUUCUUCGAUACUUGCACUACUUUUAUCUGUUAAUAACAAAUACUGGUAUGACAGUGUUAAGUGAAAAGUUCACUGUUCAAUGUUUUGUCUCAACAUGCACACAUGGUAUCAUUUUCUCAAAGUCACUCACUGUAAACUAUGAAGUAAAAAUUACGAUAUGUAGCAAAUGUUUUCAUCAUGAUAAUGAUAUAUCCUCAUAGAAAUAACCUCAUUUUGUGUUUAAAAAUAUGGUUAAUACUUAUUUUAAGUUACCUUACAUAAAAAACAAAUGAUGGAGAAGGUCAUUGAAAUGUAGCAGGUGACUUGAUGAAAUUUUAUUAAUUAUUUUAAUAUGAAUCUUUCAUUGUUUUGGUUACAGCUGAAAUAGUACAUUUUGAACAUGAAGCAGUUUCCAAUAACUAUAUAGCUGGAUGUUACUGCACAUUUACUACUACAGAAGAGCCCAUAUGUCUUAGCUAGUAUUAGCUAUUUAACUCUUUCACCCCUGAAGACACAUUUGAACUCCUCAAAUUCAAAGGUUGGAAUAGUUCAUUAUGAAAUUUCAGGGGUGAAUGAGUUAAUGCAUUACAGUAAGUCGAAUUAUCAAAUUGAAUUUUUUGAAAGUUGUUAGCAGAAUAUACAAGUAUUUUGUGUGUGUUUUGUCGGAUGGUUAUGAUUUUUGAAUCUGUGGAAAAGUAUGUUAAGUAAUCUGCUUGACUUCUUAUGAAAAUAUCAUAAACAAAGUGUAUUAAUCAGUGUUGUAAACUUUAAGUUCAGAAAUGUGGGAUCUGCUACAGAUGCCAUUUACAAGGAGUGAGAGAUGAUAUGUUUGUCAGGCCCUUACUGACCAUGUCCAACAUUAUUGCCAUGUAUAGCAAUGCUGUGUGAAAUGGAUUGUGAUACUUUUUUUGUUUCAGUUACCGGGGUAAUAUAUAUAAUUAAUAUAUUGUAUAGAAUAUCAUUUUUGUUUGUAACUGAACACAGUGUGGUAUACCUUUCUCUAUACUGCCAAUUCUGUUAAUUUGUUUGAAUUGUGUUAUAUUAACUAAAGGAAGAACUUUCUAUAUAUAUACAUGUAUGUAUUUGAUUAUAUAUGGGUCAAUGCUAUUGAUUUGUUUGUAGCGUCUUUAAGUCAUUCACCCCUGAAAUUUCACAAUGGUCUAUUCCAACCUUUGAAUUGGAAUAGUUCAAAUGUGUCUUCAGGGGUGAAGGAGUUAAUAUUUUAUUUGUACGAUGCUAGUGCAUCAGUUUGAUUUAAACUUUGUGUAUUAGAACUUGAUCUUUUAACUUCGAAAUAUCAAUUAUACAGAUGAAUAAAUCUUAAUAAUGUGGCAGAAUAGCAUGGAAAUUAUUUAUGAAUUAUAUUGCAAAAUUAUCCUUGCAUACAAGUGAAGGAGCUGUUUGCUUAAGUUGAAUUAAUGAGUUUUCUUGUACUGCAGUUGGUCUGUCUUGUUUUGAGUCAAAUUGAUAUACUUACAAGUUUCAGAAGUUGCAGGCAAGGUCACUGUACUUCUUGAACUGAAAAGAAUUUUCAAAGUUCAAAACUAUAAAGUUUCAGAUUGGUAUGACAUGAAAAUAAAAGAACACAUUUUUCAUCUGUAUUUUUUACCUGGGAGUUUUAUAAGAUACAAUGAUCACCGACGAUAAACCCCUAGAACAUUUGUGGGAAAACCCAAACAUUCAUUAUCACCAAGUUAUCUACAUCUGGUUUGAGUACCUUUUUGGUGAUUUUUAUUUAAUGUUUGAAUCGCUUCAAUUUUACAGGUCCUAAUUGUUAAUUUGUUAGACUUUCAUCUUGAGUAGGGUUACGAGAUAAAGACAGAAACUGCUACAGGAUGGUUGUGAACUAGACACGGAUGAAAAGUGAUGGGAAAUUUUAUUUUAAUAAAUAUAACUUACGAAUAAAAAUAUUAGAGAUGUAUGUAUCCCAUUGACAUGGUUACAUGAACUGUCUUUGGCGUAAAAUAUUUGAUAAUGCAGUAUGACAAUGUUUCGAUUCAACAUUUUCCGAGAUGCUAGUAAUUAUUGCGCGGACUUUUACCUGAUAUCAUUUACAAUGAGUUGAUGAGUGAGAUGUUGUGGUAGUUUUCUGUUUGUUGAUGAUUAUGGUGAUGAUGAUUGUGUGAAAGUGAACAGAAAUGUCAACAAAGAGAAAAGAAAUAAAGGUUUCACAACAGUC